AUGUCAGAUCUCUCCAAAUUGAACUUUAUGGCCCUAGACAUUAAUGGAAAGAACUAUUUAUCCUGGAUUUUGGAUGCUAAAGUGCACCUUAGUGCCGCGUCUUUGGGAAACACAUUUGUCCUUGGCAACAAUGAAUCCUCUGAGGAUCGCUCAAAGGCCUUGAUUUUUAUUUGUCAUCACCUUGACGAGGCUUUGAAGUCCCGAUAUUUUACGGUGAAAAACCCGUACACUUUGUGGAUAGAACUCAAAGAUCGCUUCGAUCAUCAGAAAACUGUAAUUCUCCCUCGUGCAAGGUAUGAGUGGAUGCACAUUCGUUUACAAUAUUUCAAGAGUGUAAGUGCAUACAAUUCAACACUUUUUCAAAUCGUUUCUCGUCUAAAGUUAUGUGGAGAAACUAUGAAGGACUCUGACCUUCCGGAAAAAACAUAUUCCACUUUUCAUGCAUCAAAUAUAUUGCUUCAACAGCAGUAUCGAGAGAGAAACUUCACAAAGUAUUCUGAGCUUAUUUCUUGCCUAUUAGUUGCUGAACAAAACAACGAAUUAUUGUUAAGGAAUCAUCAAAAUCGUCCUACUGGCUCAGCACCUGCUCCUGAAGUGAAUGACACUGUUUCUGAAAGUCGUGGGAAAAAGCAUGGACAUUGGUUAGGUCCUAAACACUUCAAUUACAAGAAGAAGGGUGGUCAUUACUCUCAUCAUCAUAAGGGGAAGAAAAAUAAUAUAUUCCCUAAACCAAAAGGCAAAAACUCUGAAAACUAUUCAAAAAAGCACAAUGAAUCAAUAUGUCGUCGUUGUGGUUCGUUGGGGCAUUGGGAAAAGGUUUCUCGUAUGCCUAAUCACCUUGUUGAUCUUUACAAGGCUUUCAUUCAAGCAAAAGGGAAUAAUGCUGAAACAAACUUUGCCAAGUAUGAAGUACCAAUAGAUCUUGCCUAUCUUGAUCUGAAUGACCAUAUGGUUGAAGAAAAUAACAAUAAGUUUGACGACAUCGAAUCAUUUUUUAAUGAUGUUUGA
This is a messenger RNA of Papaver somniferum (opium poppy), 1008 nucleotides long. RefSeq lists its product as uncharacterized. The coding region runs from base 1 to 1008 and encodes 335 amino acids. The transcript has a single exon. The record is from RefSeq and is a predicted model, not a curated record. NCBI's taxonomy places the organism in Eukaryota, Viridiplantae, Streptophyta, Magnoliopsida, Ranunculales, Papaveraceae.